Messenger RNA from Aphidius gifuensis, 2000 nucleotides. Its product is annotated as juvenile hormone esterase-like. The coding region runs from base 246 to 1838 and encodes 530 amino acids. Lineage: Eukaryota; Metazoa; Arthropoda; Insecta; Hymenoptera; Braconidae. The transcript is spliced from 8 exons. The record is from RefSeq and is a predicted model, not a curated record.
GCUGAUGGCAUUGGUGGGAGUCUCCAGUUGAUAGUAAAAAAAAAAGUUGAUGUACAGUGUUCAGUCAAGGUUAAGCAAGUGAGUAAAAAUAUAAGAGACAAAGUAUGACAUGUAAGUAGAGAAAGGGAUCACUGUUAUAGCUUGCUAAGUUAUUUAUCGUCAUCAGUGUGUUGUUUGUCAUUGCAACAGUGUGCUAGCCAACAGCUGUUUAAUAAUAUUCAACAAAUAUCAUAUUAAAAUUAAACAUGGAACAUCCAAUUGUCGAAAUAGAUCUUGGUAAAUUACGUGGUGUUAAUGAGACAAAUAUUAAUGGAUUUAAAUAUAAUUCAUUUCGCGGUGUACCCUACGCUAAACCACCUGUUGGUAAACUCAGAUUCAAGGAUCCAGAAAAUUUAGAAGCAUGGAAUGGUAUCAGAGAUGCUGAUAAACAUGCUGAUAUUUGUGCACAAUUUUCACGAAUGGAUUGGGGUAUUAUAGGAAGUGAUGAUUGUCUUUAUUUAAAUAUUUACACUCCAACUUUGGAUAAAUCAGCAUCAAAAGCAGUCAUGGUAUGGAUUCAUGGUGGAGCAUUUGUAGUUGGAUCUGGAAAUGAUGAUUUCUAUGGUCCUGAUUAUUUGAUUGAUAAAGAUAUUGUUCUCGUUACUAUAAAUUAUCGUGUUGGAAUUCUUGGUUUUUUAAAUGUUGAGGAUGAAAUUGCACCUGGAAAUCAAGGAUUAAAAGAUCAAGUAGCUGCUUUAAAAUGGAUUAAUAAAUAUAUAUCAAAUUUCGGUGGUGAUAAAAAUAAUAUAACGAUAUUUGGUGAAAGUGCUGGUGGUGCUUCUGUUCAUUAUUUGUGUUUAUCACCAUUAUCACAAGGUCUGUUUCAUAAAGCUAUACUUCAAUCAGGUGUUGCUAAUAAUCCAUGGGCAAGUGUACCAUCUUCACCAAAAAAAAAUGCUAUUAAAAUUGCAUCAAUACUGGGAAAAGAUAGCUCAGAUCCAGUUGAAAUUGUUGAAUUUUUAAGAACAAUUGAUGCAAUUAAAUUACUCGAAGCUCAAAUGCAAAUGUUAACACUUAUUGAUAAAAUACUAUUUAUAAAUCCAUUUGGACCAAGCACUGAUUUACACUCUUCUCAACCAUUUUUACCAAUUCCUUUGGAUGAAGCAAUUAAAAUUGGAAUUAAAGUGCCUUGUAUGGUUGGUUACUUGAGUGAGGAAGGUUUAAUUAGUACAGCAGGGUUAAAUGAUAACAAAUUAGCAGGUGUUGAUAGUGAUUGUGCAAAUCACAUGCUACAUCCAAAUUCAAUGAGAAUAUUAAAUCAAGAAAAUAUAACAUUUGAAAAAAUUAAAAAUCAUUAUUUUGAUAAUGAAAAAAUAACAAUGGAAAAUUUAAAAAAUUUUAUUAAUUUUCAUGGUGAUUUUUCAUUUGUUCUUGGUAUUCAUGAUGUUUUAGAAAUUCAAAAGAAAAAUUUAAAUACACCUACGUAUUUUUAUAAAUUUGAUUAUGAUUUGGGAAAAACUAUUAUUAAAUUAUUUCUUGGCAUUGAUGAAAAAGGAGUUUGUCAUGGAGAAGAUUUACUUUUACUAUUUCAUUUUAAAUUACUUGAACAAUUUCAAAAAGAACCUCCAUCUUUUGACUCAAUGCAGCAUUUACUUAUUCAAAGAUUCACUAAAAUGUGGAGUAACUUUGCAAGAACUGGUAAUCCAACUCCAGAAACUUCAGAGCUGACACCAAUUUCUUGGAAACCAAUUGAUAAUUUUGACGAGUAUAAUUGUCUGAUAAUUGAUGAUAAACUAACAAUGGGUUUUAUAAAAAAUAUUCGUGAAGAAAUUUUUAAAAAUUUAAAAAAUAAGCUUUAAAUUAAUUUGUUAAAAAAAUUAUAAUUAAAUUAUACUGUUAUUUAUGUUUAUUUUUUCUGGUGAUUGAGUAUUUUAAUUUAUUGGGUAUAAAAUUAUGUGAUUUACAUUUAUAUUUGAAGAAUAAAAAAUCAAAUAAAUUACAUUUAAAAUUAAGCAUAACAU